AAGAGUCAAAGACCCAAGUUAAGUUGUGUUGUGUUGAUUAAGAAAAGUUUAAAAGAAAAAGAAAAGGAAAUGUGGUUUCUGUUUGUUUGUGAUGGGGAAGAGAGGGAGUUGGGGAGGCAGCAAGCACCUGGAUCAUGCCCUUAUUGUAGAGGUAAAGUGCAAGCUAUGGAUGUUGAGAGGCAGUGGAACUUCUGUUUUCUGCCUAUUUGCUUCAAGAUCAAGAGGAAGUAUUUCUGUACUUUGUGUUCCAGGCGCUUGGAAUUGUAUUACUAGUUCUUCUUCUUCUUCAACUACCUCUACCACCAAACUAAUGUCAAAUCUCUUUCUUUUUAUUUUUAUAUUUUGAAUCACUUCAAUUUUGUGUUUUAUAUUUUUACAUAUGAUCCCAUGUUUUACAAAAAUUUCUCGUCUUUUUUUUAAUAAAGGACGAGGAUCUGACUUUUGAUUAUAUGCACUAAUUAGUCAUAUAGUAGUAGUACUACUACAGAUUUUUCCCUGAUGAGAGGCUCUAUGGAGAGAGAUCCAGAGAUGGGUAUCACGUUAUUAGUUCUCUCUCUCUCUGUUUUUAUUUUAUUUUUAAUAAUAGAAGUAACAAAUCGUAUGACUCUCCACAUGCUCAUUGGUCACUGCCAAGACCUUGAAAUGGUAUCUGUCUGUCUGUAAUACGAUCUCUUCAAAAAUUUCAAUCCAUCAACAGCAACGUACGCCAUAUAUACCAAAUAUUGUAUCUAAUUAUUCAAUUUUCUUUUCUUUCUUUUUUCUUUUU
Molecule: messenger RNA, 766 nt
Organism: Quercus robur (English oak)
Lineage: Eukaryota; Viridiplantae; Streptophyta; Magnoliopsida; Fagales; Fagaceae
Exons: 1
Coding region: 70-273 (67 amino acids)
Source: RefSeq, a predicted model, not a curated record